Molecule: messenger RNA, 1248 nt
Organism: Fonsecaea erecta
Lineage: Eukaryota; Fungi; Ascomycota; Eurotiomycetes; Chaetothyriales; Herpotrichiellaceae
Exons: 2
Coding region: 1-1248 (415 amino acids)
Source: RefSeq, a predicted model, not a curated record
AUGGAUUCACCCUCAGACACCACGGAGCAGCCCAGCCCUCCAGGGGAGUCGCUGGGCUCGUCUUCUGUUUCGGAUAGUCACACUACCACUCACUCUGACCAGCUGGAGGAACUUCUUAAAUUCGUGGAAGACGUCGCGUUAGGCAGGCUUCGUCUAUCGCGGGACGACGAACCCAUCGAAUUUACCAUUUCUACAGACUCGUGGUUUGAACUUCAAUACGACUCCAACUUUGACUUGUGCGCACAAAAGAAAUUCUUUCGAACAUCAUUUGAUAGCUCACGCUCUCUUGUGACAGUCAUACCUCCCCCCAGUGAUCGACACGAAGCCGUCGUUGGAUUCUUCAGUGAUCUCGCUGUCCGCACUGACCGCAACUUGAUAUACACCAGAAAUUCCAUGCUGCAGGUUAGGUGUACUCGGUCCAUCCCCGAAUUUGUGGGCGACUAUACUUUCUCGGAAAAGGUACCAGAUCUUACUAUCCAAUGGGACGAGGGUACCGACGCCUCCAGAAUCGAUACUGUUCUCGAAGUGGGCGUAUCCCAGUCGCUCAACAACCUUCGGACCCUGGUGCCUAAAUAUCUCAAAGGAACAACAUAUAUCCAACGAGUCAUACUCAUCAAGAUGAAAGAAGGGUCCAGGCUCCCGGAAGACCCGUUCCUCACAAAUCUGCGUCGAAGGCCCACGGAUUUCCUACUCAUGGUGCCCCUGCUCCCACGCCUCCCCGACACACCACUCUCCACGAUCCCAACUUUUCCAUUCAACGAAACGUUACUCUCUACCGGUCCGCCUCUACCAUCAAUCCCGCCUCCCACAUCCAGACACCCGAUCCAGUCGCCGGCCACAGCCCCAUCAGUGAGAGCGCCAACCCUCAGAGAACUGUACAAAGACGAGUUUACAGGUGCAAUUUGGCUCCGCAACUCCAAGGUGGUAGGAGCGCCCACAUUGUUCUAUGAGGUAUGGGAGCGGGAUACCAAUGGCGAACCUUUCAAAGCAUUCGAAGAGACUGUUGCAUAUCGAGCAGCACCAUCGAAGGACCUGCCUUUUUUCAGGAUCCCUCAAGGAGUCAUCUCUGGCGGCGCGGAGGUCUCUGUCAAACCGGAAAAGAUCAAGGAAUUUUGGACUCGAUAUUGGGACCAGGGGAGUAUGGCGGAUGCUCGCAGACGGGUGUGUGAGCAGAAUUCGCCGGUUGCCCGCAAACGGGUGGGGGAGAUAAGUUCGCCAGAAGCCCGCAAACGGGCGAGGAAGGCUUGA